AGUUUUACUUUGGGAUAUCUAUCGUCGACGCGAACGCUUCUUCGGCUCUAUUUUUCUCUUGCUCCCUACGUGCAUACCGACUGCAUAAUCGCAGCGCGCCGUCUCUACUCCUCCAGCCCCGAAGCAUCUCUCUCUUCUUCUCUCAAUCAAGCUCAACGAUGAGGGUCCGAAAGCAGAGGCGCCAUCGCAAGGCGGUGAGAUUUUAUACUGCCUGUUUCGGCUUUAGACAGCCUUUCCGAGUUCUCUGCGACGGGACUUUUGUGCAUAACCUUGUUGUGAACAAAAUUGCGCCUGCUGAUAAAGCUAUCUCCGACAUUCUCUCUGCUCCGGUCAAACUCUACACCACCAGAUGUGUGCUUAAUGAGUUGAGAAGACUGGGAGACUCGCAUGCCCAUUCACUUGAGGCUACAAAAAAUCUCGUGAUUACCAGAUGUGAUCAUGAGGGGAGGAAGAAAGCUGACAGUUGUAUCUUGGAGAUUAUUGGGGAAAAGAAUCCUCAGCACUUCUUUGUUGCUACUCAGGACACUGAUCUGCGGAGGAAGCUUCUGGAGAUACCGGGAGUCCCUGCCAUAUAUGGUCUUAGGAAUGCUCUUUUUCUCGAGCAACCGUCCGCAUCUCAGCGUCAAUUUGUGAAAACUUCCGAAGAAGGACGCUUGCAUAUGACAGAGUUGGAGCAUAAGAUGUUGAAAAGGAGGACUACUAACAUUCUUGGGACCAAGGAGUCAGCAGACUCUUCUGAUGAACAGGAAGAUUUUGGAGAGCGAAAUAUGGAAUCAUCCGUUGUGACAAAGCUACAAGCAGUCAAAAAAGAAAUAGGUGUAAAAGACAAAGUUCAGUUUAAGAGAAAGAAAGCAAAGGGACCAAAUCCACUUUCUUGUUUGAAGAAGAAAACCUAUGAAAACGCUAAGCCUAGUUCUGAGAAGGAAAGGAAGGAUGGUGAUGGUACUGUCAGAAGUAGAAGCAGGAAACGAAGGAGGUCACGAAAAGGGAAGACUUCUUCAGAUACAGGUAAUUAGCGACGUGCUGGUUGAGCUUUGAAGGUUUUUCACUUCCUUGAGAGUGCAGUUUUGACUGCUUGCAAAGAUGUAUUGUAUUGUGAUGUUGCAUUUUCUUUUGCACAAUUUUAGACCAUAGUCAACUCUCUGGUCUGUUUUUUAUUGCCAUUCUUCAUUGUUAAAAUGUGGAGCUUUGUGCAUCAGUUGGAUUAUAUCUUGGAAGUGGGAUGAUCUUCACCUCUCCCCUA
Messenger RNA from Rhodamnia argentea, 1243 nucleotides. Its product is annotated as rRNA-processing protein UTP23 homolog. Gene Ontology annotation, cellular component: nucleolus; small-subunit processome. The coding region runs from base 159 to 1016 and encodes 285 amino acids. NCBI's taxonomy places the organism in Eukaryota, Viridiplantae, Streptophyta, Magnoliopsida, Myrtales, Myrtaceae. The record is from RefSeq and is a predicted model, not a curated record. Gene Ontology annotation, molecular function: small ribosomal subunit rRNA binding. The transcript is spliced from 8 exons.